Molecule: messenger RNA, 1032 nt
Organism: Sungouiella intermedia
Lineage: Eukaryota; Fungi; Ascomycota; Pichiomycetes; Serinales; Metschnikowiaceae
Source: the annotation of a GenBank genome assembly
AUGCUACCUAUUCGACCACUUUUUCGACUUUCCACCUUUGUCACCCCUCGAACAUCUCAAGUAUUUGCUCGAAACAUUGCCACUUCGGCAAUUGCUGCCCGCAGAACCAGACAGGUCCGUGAAAUCUCCCCAGAAGAAGUUCGCCGCUUCAACGAACAGCGUCAGAAAACAAAUGACCAGUUCUACUACAAAGAGAGCCCAUCAUCUGAUACAGGAGCAUACCGUGACGAUCCCACCCAGUUUCGGACGGUGUUUGACAUGCCUCCAAACACAAAUGGCAUUAUCACUCCAGAGGACGGAAUCUAUGACAUCCUUCGAGAGCCCACGCUAGUGAUUGAGCGUCAGGUGGAGUUUUUGAAUGUGGCCCUCGGCUUUGAGCAGGCAAACAAGUACAAAAUCAUGAAUUCUUUGGGAGACCAGAUAGGUUACAUGAUGGAAAAAGACUACGGGAUCUUGAAGGCCAUUGGUCGACAGUUUUUCCGAUUGCACAGACCGUUUGAGCUUGACGUGUUCAACAACUACGGUGACUUGAUCAUGACCAUCAAAAGACCGUUCUCCUUCAUCAAUUCGCACAUCAAAUGCCUCUUGCCCGGCUACGACUCACGUGGUGACAUGAUGUACGAAGUGAUUGGCGAGUCGGUCCAGAGCUGGCACUUGUGGCGUAGAAAGUACAAUUUAUUCAAGUUGGAAGAUGAGAAAACUGAUGAGUAUGAUCAGUUUGGCAUUAUUGAUGCGCCUUUUCUUUCGUUUGACUUUCCAGUUAGGAAUGCUGAAGGUGAUGUGAUUGCUUCCGUUGAUAGAAACUGGGUUGGUUUAGGCAGAGAGCUCUUCACCGAUACAGGUAUCUACAUUAUUCGGAUGGAUCCUGCCAGUUUUGCAGGAUUGGGUGACCUUUAUCUGUCGGUAGCAGGACCAUUGACGUUGGACCAAAGAGCUGUUUUGCUUGGAAAUGCCGUGAGUAUAGACUUCGAUUACUUCUCCCGUCAUAGUCGUCAAGGCGGAGGGUUUUUUAGCUUUGGAGGAUAUGAAUAG